AUGUUCUCGCACCCUCCGUACGACAGUUUACGGAUCAACCAGACCGUCUACUUCAGUUUGUGCAGCAUCUACGCCUUCUGCGCGUUCACACUGAUUGUUGGCUGCAAUUUCGACUCCCAUGAAACCAGGCGGCGCGUCGCACGCGGCAUCGUGCCCAGAGAACUUAUACCUGUGGGAUUUGGCCGUUGUAGCUGGCUGGUUCCUCAGUACUCCGUGCCCAGCGAGGUCUCGGAACAGUAUUACAUUGAUGAGAAGCUCCUUCAGUCCAGGAGCGCCGAUAGUCUCGCGAGGCGGCUCGAGAAGCGCAGCCUCCUGGGUUACCUCUGGUGGUACGUAACGCAGUUUCCGGAAGUCGUAUCAAAAGAGCACUUGGCACUCUCUGUACUCGUGUCCGCGAUUCCCGCGUUUUCCCGCUUGAAAAGGUGUUUCUUGAUAGUUCUGCAUCUCCACAUCUGCAUGCUGGCGGGGGCCCUGUUGAUCAAUUAUCGCGAGAAUCGGAACCCAUACGGAGUCUACGAGGUCUUCAGUUGUAAGCCUGGUGGCGAGGAUUGCAUGACCACCGUCCCGCUGGCGGUGGCGGCCGCCGCAGCCUUCGUGCCCGCCUUCCGGAUCUUGUUCAGGACGCCACUCAGGUUAACGUGCCUCGUGCCGCUCGGGCACCCCUGCACGUCUCAGUUCCCCCUGGGGCCGCGCAAGUUCGCGGCGACGCCUGGGCGCUCUGCGUGGGACGUGCUGCUCUGCAGGCGCACCCCUCGGGAGCAAGAGGUGCGGCGGGUGGAGCUUCAGAGGUCGCUGGCGCGCCGUGUCCUGAGGCUGCUGUGGAGGGCGACCUUGCCGUCCGUCAACUGCCGGCACUUCUACGGGGUGGCGCUGUCGUGGCUCGUGCUGCUGUUCCAGGUUGCGCUUGCAGCAGCUGCCGCCCUGUACGUGCUCACGUUUACACUCUACCUGGAGGAUGCGGCUGUGUACCACUGGCUGGUCUGGACGAUUACCAUGCAUUUCUCUGCCAUUUUGCUGAUCGAGCCUCUCUGGAUCUUCUCGAUCGAGGUCAUAUGGCGCGCGGUAGUAGCCGAUGUGGCUCAGCAUUGGGGCAUUGGCGACCAUGCCCUGGCUUCCUCGACGCGGUACAGGCGAGUUGUGGAAGAGGUCGAGUUGCGUGUCCUUCGCAAGCUCAGGGUGGCCGGCGCAAUCAGGAUUCAGCGCUGGUGGGCCGCCGUACUGGAAAUGCAUAUUGCGAUACAUCAGCAGAACGCAGUUGCCAUCAAGGUCCAGGCCAGGGUGAGGAGGAAUGCCCAGUUGACCAGGUAUAUCAAGGAGCGGAAGUGGUGUUUGAAGGUCGAUGUCCUCGACGCCACAGACCUGCACAUUGUGACGCCCAAUGGUCUGCAGAGCCCGCUGGUCUGCCUCCAGUGCGAGGGCGUCAACCCUCGCACGAUGACGACCAAGGUGUCCUGGAACACGGGUUCCUGCGGCACCUUCAACGAGACCUUCCUCAUCGACAUCCUGGACAGCAGGUCGCUGUACGUUAGCGUGUGGUCCAAGGACGUGAACCGGGAGGAUUUCAUUGGUCGCGGGUGCUUCGACUUCGAUGGGCUCAGGAGUGGCCGCAAGGGCAGCACUGACACGCACCUCCUGAGGGUCGACCUGUUCGACAUCCAACACGGGCAGCCGCUGCCGCACGAGGGCAAGCCCCUGGGGCACGUGAAGCUGCGCGUGCACUUCCUCGACCCGCUGGUGGACGCCUGCGGUGAAGAUGGACAGACAGACUGGAUGCUGCCAUCGAACCGGAUGCAGUUCUCGCAGGCGAAGCACGGUGAAGGCGGCCGGCUGGACGCCGCCCGGCUGCUGGGCACCCUCGUUCCCGCGAGCGAGACGGUCGCCACCGAGACGGCGGGCAAGGAGAUGAGUGGUCCGGCAGAGGCGCUGCAGAACUUGCCGUAUCGGCGUUUCAGCGCGAUCGUGGAGGACGGCCCCGACGCCGCCGCGCUCACGCCGCACCCGGACAUGGCGCCCCUGGUGGGCGCCGAGCCCUCCUCGGGCGGGCGCCUGGCCGGCCGCCGCGCGCUGCAGAGCAUCAUCGCCAUGGGCCCCGUGCCGGAGGCGGCUGCAGAGGAGAGCCGCCUGGCGGGGAGUGGCGGCCCAGCGGCGCGGGGCCGACGGAGGGGGGCGGCGCUCUCGCGGGCGAGGAGGGCGACGAGGAGACAACAGCCGCCUGCGAGUUCGGGCUGGCGCAGCCGGGCCGUGGACAUCGGCCAGCGAACCCGUGGUCACGGAAGAGGACAUCCAGGAGACGACUUCAUCGCCGAGCUCCACGCCGAACCCUUCGAGGCGCAGCUGCCGGCGCCAGCGCCCGAGCUGAAGCGGGCGAUCGGCGGGGCCUGGACGGCCAGCGGUGCGGCGCCGCGGCAGUCGCAGGGGUCCCUGCCGCGCUGGGAUCCGCCCGCCGCCCCGCCGCCGCUCCGUGAGCCGGAGCAGUCCGAGGCGCACACCGUCCAGGAUCUGAGCAUCGGGCCGAGGCACUCGCUGAACUUCGAGGCGAGCGGUGCUGCGCUUGUGCCGGGCUCCAUCGCCAGCCCACGGGAGGACGGGGCGGCGGGGCCGCAGAGGCGAGGGGCUCCCAGGAGGGGUGAGAGGCCGCCGGCGGCGGACGGCCGAUCGCCGCCGCCGCCGAGGGCCUGCGCCGACACACGGCUCGCCUCCUCGCUCCGCGAAUGA
This is a messenger RNA of Prorocentrum cordatum, 2715 nucleotides long. Lineage: Eukaryota; Dinophyceae; Prorocentrales; Prorocentraceae. The record is from the annotation of a GenBank genome assembly.